Messenger RNA from Calypte anna (Anna's hummingbird), 861 nucleotides. Its product is annotated as olfactory receptor 10A7. The record is from RefSeq and is a predicted model, not a curated record. The transcript has a single exon. Gene Ontology annotation, molecular function: G protein-coupled receptor activity; olfactory receptor activity. Bases 1 to 861 code for a protein of 286 amino acids. NCBI's taxonomy places the organism in Eukaryota, Metazoa, Chordata, Aves, Apodiformes, Trochilidae. Gene Ontology annotation, cellular component: membrane. Gene Ontology annotation, biological process: G protein-coupled receptor signaling pathway.
AUGUUCCUCAUCACCAUGACUGGCAACUUUCUCGUCAUCAUACUUGCAACCACUGACCCUGCUUUGCACACCCCCAUGUACUAUUUUCUCAAAAACCUGGCGUUGAUCGAAAUUCUCUUUACACUGAACAUAGUGCCCAAGAUGCUGGUGGAUUUGCUGUUGGAGAGGAGAGUCAUCUCUUUUGCUGCCUGUGCCCUACAACUUUACUGUGUCAUAUUCUUCAUCACCUCAGAGUGUUUCCUUUUGGGUGCCAUGGCGUAUGACCGAUACGUGGCCAUCUGCCAGCCCUUGCACUACACCAUCACGAUGAACAGGAGAGUGUGUCUUCACAUGGUCAUAGCGUGCUGGGUUGCUGGCAUCCCAGUUUCUGCAGGACUCACUGCUUGGUUGUUCAGCUACCCCUUUUGUGGCUCAAAGGAGAUUGAACAUUUCUUCUGCGAUAUUCCACCCGUUCUGCACCUGGUCUGCUCAGACACCUCCUUAUUUGAGCUUCUCGUGUUCAUAGCCACUGUUAUCAUUGUUCUGAUCCCAUCUGCCUUGAUAGCAGCCUCUUACAUCCAGAUAAUCCAUACCAUCCUUCAAAUGCCAUCUGCCCAAGGAAGGCGCAAAGCUUUUCUCACCUGCCUCGCUCACCUGGUGGUGGUGACCCUGUUCUACUGCACAACCGGUCUGAUACAUUUACAGCCCAGUCUCCUGGCAAAGAGGAGGAAACUGGUGGCUCUUUCUUACACAGUGGUCACUCCUAUGCUGAACCCAAUCAUCUACAGCUUACGGAACAAAGAAGUGAAGCAUGCUCUGAGAAAGACGUUUGGGAGGAGACAGUUCUUCAGCAAGGUGCCUCUGCAAGGCACAUCUCACUGA